Molecule: messenger RNA, 5334 nt
Organism: Conger conger (European conger)
Lineage: Eukaryota; Metazoa; Chordata; Actinopteri; Anguilliformes; Congridae
Product: beta-1,4-galactosyltransferase 3-like
Exons: 7
Coding region: 1148-2191 (347 amino acids)
Biological process (GO): galactosylceramide biosynthetic process; carbohydrate metabolic process
Molecular function (GO): glycosyltransferase activity
Source: RefSeq, a predicted model, not a curated record
AGAUAUUUCAAGUUUUCCAGGGAAAUAAGUACCAGAGGAAUGUUCAGUUUCUACAUUGGUGACAGUUAUAAUCUUGGCUAAAUAUUUUGCAAAGUUUGGGGCUGCGGUGGCGCAACAGGCUAAGACGCAGCAGACUUGCGGUUGCAGUUCACUGCAGUUGCACACCGGGGACCAGGGUUCGAUUCUCGGUCCUGCCAAAAGCCAAGUUUGGCCGGCUCACGUGGAGCAGCAUAAUUGGCUCGCUGCUCCAGAGGGAGGGACUUGGCAGGGUUAGUGGAUCGCUGCACACAAAAGCACUUCGGGCGCCUCGGAAUCAUGGUCACAAAUCAGAAAAAAUAAAUAAAUAUAUAUUUAGCAAAGUUUUGGGAAUUCAAGUUCCCUGCCAUCCUUGCUUUCUGGAACUGUAGAGUGCCAGAUUUUAUGGGUUGCGUGGAAUUGGGAGAGGCUUUAAACAAGCCGCUUGGAGUUCCGUGAAGUAGUGACAUCACAACGAUAUGCUUGUUUGCUUCAGCAUGGCCCACCUUGUAGCCGGAACAAAUCUAAGCGCUCAACUAUGUUCUGAUGACUGCCUGUGAGGGGGGAUGUGAUUGGGCAGAGGGUGGAUGUGAUUGGUCAGAGGGUGGAUGUGAUUGGUCAGAGGGUGAAUGUGAUUGGUCAGAGGGUGAAUGUGAUUGGUCAGAGGGUGGAUGUGAUUGGGCAGAGGGUGGAUGUGAUUGGGCAGAAGAUGGAUGUGAUUGGGCAGAGGGUGGAUGUGAUUGGGCAGAGGGGGGAUGUGAUUGGGCAGAGGGUGGAUGUGAUUGGGCAGAGGGUGGAUGUGAUUGGGCAGAGGGUGGAUGUGAUUGGGCAGAGGGUGGAUGUGAUUGGGCAGAGGGUGGAUGUGAUUGGGCAGAGGGUGGAUGUGAUUGGGCAGGUUCCUCUGCGUUCUCCAGAGGACGGUUGCAGUGUUCCUGCAGAUGGGGCCAUGAUUGCAGGGGUGCAAGAGGCCUGGUCAGUGGGGCUCAGCAAGCGGGGAAGCAGGCGUUCACCCUGCCCAAACUGGCCCUGAGUCCACCCCACCGGACCAGGAUUGAGCAUCCCUCUUCGCCGGUCCGCCCCCCUCCUGUCUGCCUGCGGUCCAGCUCCACGCUGUUCUUUGUGUGUGGGUGCCAUGCAGUUUGGGCGAGGCCUGGACUCUCCCUGCACUCUGGUUCUGCUGGUGGGACUGCAGCUGGCCUUCCUGCUCUACCUCUCUCUGGGCGGGUUCGGGGGCCUGGCCUCUGUCCUGCUGCACUCCCGGCAGGAGUUUGAUUACUCACGGCCUCAUGACGUCUACACCAACCUCAGCCUGGAAGCGGCACUGGACAGCAGCCAGCAGAAAUACUGCCCUCUGGUCUCCCCUCUGCUAGUGGGUCCCGUGUCAGUGCGCCUUUCUUCACCCCCCUCCUUGGAUGAAAUUUGGAAGAAGAACCCCCUGGUGUCACCCGGUGGCCUCUACCGCCCCCCUGGCUGCGAGUCCCGUCACCGCACAGCCAUCAUCAUCCCGUACCGGGACAGACUGUCGCACCUGCGCUCCCUGCUGUACCAUCUGCACCCCUUCCUACAGAGGCAGCAGUUGCAUUACACCAUCUACAUCGUGCACCAGGCGGGGAACUCCACCUUUAAUCGGGCGAAACUGCUGAACGUGGGGGUGCGGGAGGCCCUGAGGGAGGAGGACUGGGACUGCCUGUUUCUCCACGAUGUGGACCUGCUGCCCGAAAAUGACCACAACACCUACACCUGCCACGCCCAGUUCCCCACCCACUUGUCCGUGGCCAUGGACAAGUUUCGAUACAGGUUGCCAUACUUGCAGUACUUCGGGGGCGUUUCCGCGGUAACACCUGAGCAGUACCUGCGAAUGAAUGGCUUUCCCAACGAGUACUGGGGAUGGGGCGGGGAGGACGAUGACAUCGCUGCCAGAGUGCGUCUCUCCGGGAUGAAGAUUGUCCGUCCGUCUGUAGAGGUGGGCCACUACAAGAUGAUCAAACAUCACGGAGACACGGGCAAUGAGGAAAACCCUCACAGGUUUGACUUGCUAAUGAAGACCAGGAGGAACUGGCGUGCAGAUGGCCUGAACUCUCUGACCUACACCCUUCUGUCGAAAGACCUGGAGCCCCUGUACACCAACCUGUCUGUCAGCAUUGGGGACAGCCACCGCAAGAAAGCCUCCGGCUAAACCACUGUUAAAGAGUUAGGGUGUAAGUUUAUCUGGGGCUGUGUAAACGAACCAGGGCCAUGGGUAACAGGCCGAAGACACGACUGAGGAAAUGUGGGAUCUGUGGGAGGUCCAAUGGUCAGCUGGUUUUGAGGUGAGAUAGCCCUAUCUCUGCUUAAAGCAAUGGUGCAUUCUGGGUUUUUAAAUAUUAUUUCAGUGUAUUUUGACUGGCCCAGGCAGUGGUGUGCAGUGAUGGAUAUUUUAAAUUCUUACAUUAAGUUUCUGACAGUGGCAGGGUUCAGGGCAUGCAGGGGUAUGUGGCCUAAAGCAAAACAAUAAUAUUUACAUACACUCAGUGACCACUUUAUUUGGUAAACCUGUACACAAGCUUGUUAAUGCAAAUAUUUAAUCAGCCAGUGUGGCAGCAACUGAAUGCAUAAAGCAUGCAGCCAUAGUCAAGAGGUUCAGUUGUUGUUCAGCCCAAACAUCAGAAUGGGGAAGAAAUGUGAGCUAAGACUUUGACCGUGGAAUGAUUGUUGAUGCCCAGACGGGUUGGUUUGAUUAUCUCAGUCUCCAGAGUUUACAAAGAACAGUGCAAAAAACAAAAAACAUCCAGGUCUAUAGAUCUAAAAUAUUCUUCAUUGCACACAAACGCUGAAAGUUUUUAAGCAUACUUAAAAACAGUAGCACUUCCAUUUUAAAAACAGCCCAGCCAGGUGAACUUUCCCUUUAAAUGUUCUGUUUGCCAAAGGCCCCGGUAUGCAUGCCCACAGUGUGGGCUGGUGUACUGAAACGAAUUCCCAACUAAAAACAAAGUUUAUUUUUCAAGUUUCUAUAUGUGCCUUUUCACCUAGAUUUUCUAGGUCUAUUUGUUUUGUUUUUGUAUAAUUGAUGAUUUUCCUGCAGACUAGAAGAUAUAUUUGUAUAUUUUUUAUGAACUUUUUGUUGAAGGGUGUCUCGAUAAUUAAGAUGGAUUUUAAGGGAUCACAUUUUAUUUAAGGAUGAUCAAAGUAUUUAAUAAUUGAAUGUGAUAAAAUAAUUUAACUUAAAAUGGAUUAUUAUGCUGAAAUCUGUGCUUGGGUUGUGCUUUGGGCUGAUUCACGGGUUCAUGGAAUAACGUAUUUAUGAUGCUGGUUCUUCAAAUGAUUUUCUGUGAUUGAAGAGAUUCUGUGUUAUAUUUAUCAUGAUGAAAUUAACAGACUGGGACUGACAUUGCUUUUGGACAUAUACUUGAUUUUGCUGUAUAUAGUUAGAAGUAUAUUUUUCUGAGAAUAUGUUUAAGAAUUUUAUAAAAAUUGAUUCUCCAGGGUUGGUUUCAUAGUUGCAGAGUGAGUCAUAUGUGCCAACAAUUUUGUUCUGAGAAGCACGUUUCUGAAAUGGUUUAAUGUGUUGCUACCUCUUAAAAGGUUAAAUGUCUCCGAUCAUUUUAUGGGUGUAAAUUUCAUUUAUCAGGGUCUCCCAACCGCUUCAGGCCUCUGUUCAGAAGUCAGUAGUAUUCUUAAUGUUUAGAUAUCUGUAGUGAAACACAUCCCACUUACAGAGCACCGUGAGCAUGGUGAUAUCUAUAUGGUGUUUUAAUGUCUUUGCCUUUGAAUUUUAAGCCUGCUACACUGUUUUAAUGGCUUAUUGCCAUAGAGUUGGGUGAAUCCGGUCUCUCUGUGACAGACUCCAGAACCCCUGUGUGUUACCCAUCCCAAAUGUCUAAUUCUGUGUGCUUAAAUUGGACAUAACUGAAACGAUAAUUGAUGUGUAGUCAAAAUCAAUGUGGCACUUUUUGAUUAUCAGAAGCAAUGCUUAGGUCAAUAUAAUUACAAUAUAGAAUUGUGAACUCUAUAUUUCUAUAUUGUUAGGAAAAAAUGCAUCAGAGGUAGAUGGUUAUUAGAAAUAUUUAUGGAAUCCUGUUUUGCAAGUUUAUAUUUUUUGGUUGGAGGAUGGUGUGUGUGUUCUAAUUUUUAGGUCAAUGUUGUACAGUCAGGUCCAGAAUUAUUGGCACCCUAGAUGAAAAUGAGCGAAAAAGGCUGUAUAAAACAACACAGAUAAUGAGCUAUAUUUUAUGUCCAAACAUAUGGGAAAACUAUAUACUUUUAUCCUAAUACAAUUAUUCUCAUUUUUAUUUUAUUUUUAUUGAGUAAUACUAUUUAUGAAAAAUGUAAGUGUCAAAAUUAUUAUAAAGAUAAUUUUAGUUAAAUCAGUACAAUUCUGCUUAUUUAAGUUAAUCUCAGUCUUAAGGAACUGUAUUGUGGCCUUCCAUCACUUCCUGUUUCCCUAGGGUAUAAAAAUGAGGUAACACACCUGUAAAAUCCCUUUGUAAUCCAUCACCAUGGGGGAAGUCAAAGAACUGUCAAAUCAAAAGAGACAGAUGGUUGUUGACCUACACAAGUCAGGUAAUGCGUACAAAAAAAAAUACAUAAACGGUUAAACAUACCACUAACCACUGUUAGGGCAAUAAUCAAAAAGUUUCAAACAUCUGGAACAGUUGCAAACUUGCCAGGAAAAGGACGCAAGUGCAUGUUGCCCCCACGCACAGUGAGGAAGAUGGUGAGGGAGGCAAAGGGGUAGUCCAUAAGCGCAAACCUAAGGAUAUGAAGGAUCUUGAAAGGUUCUGCAUGGAGGAAUGGCCCACGAUCCCUCCAAAUGUGUUCUCCAACCUUAUUAAACAUGAUAGAAAUAGGCUUAUCCUUGCCAGGGGAGGCUGCACCAAGUACUAAAAACAGGGGUGCCAGGAAUUGUGAACCUUUUAUUUAUUUUUUUGGAAAGAAAUGUAUAAUUUGAAAAAUGUGUAAUUUUGGUCGAUUCCAUUGAAUCAUUAAUAAAGUAAAAUAUUUUCCACAUUUUGGAAAAUUACAAUAUCUGAGUAAUGGUAUUAUUUGUUUUCUACAGUCUUUUUUUGCUAAUUUUCAUCAAGGGUGCCAAUAAUUCUGGACCUGACUAUAUCUGUAUGUAACCACUAUGGGUAUACGAUUGACGGCAUGUGUGUACAAUACUGAGGAUAGCAGUGGAGUGCGAUUGUGUAUCUUUUUGGUAGAAGUCAUAUUUACAGUUCAGUGAGUGAAAUUCACUGAGAUUUUCAUGUGUAUAAUAAUACACCAAUAAAACUUGUAUUAAUUAUGACUGAUAAUUGUGGGGAUGACUUCAAAGGUCAGGAAUAAAACGAUGGGAGCUUG